GCCUGUCCUGGGGGCCCCCCAGCUUGGGCUGGAGAUGGGCCCUGGUUCACGUGAUGGUGCACAUUUCUGCCUGACUCUGCCAGCCCUUGGUGGGCUGGAUGGUCCUGGGAACUGCGGGGCAAGGCCGGUGGAGGUGGGACUCCAUGUGUGGCCUGGGGAGUGGUGCAGGGAGCCAGAGGCCUGGGCACUUUGCCGCUGCAGGAGGAGAGCAGGGUCUGCAGAGGGGAGCAGAUGACAACAGCAAUUUCAUCCUGGCCAACGCGCAGGUCCUCCGCGGCUUCCCCAUCGUCUACUGCUCCGACGGCUUCUGCGACCUCACCGGCUUCGCCCGCACGGAGGUCAUGCAGAAGAACUGCAGCUGCCGCUUCCUCUGCGGGGGAGAGACCAGCGAAGCGCUGGCGCCCCGGGGAGCUGCUUUCUGGUGCCUGCUGGACAUUAUGCCCAUCAAGAACGAGAAGGGGGAGGUGGUGCUCUUCCUCUUCUCCUUCAAGGACAUCACAGAGACCCGGGGCAAGAGCCACCUGGGUGACAAGAAGGAGGAGAAGCAACGGAGCAAGAAGUCUGGGAGCUCGCACCUGCGGGCGGCACAGAGGCAGGGCCGGACGGUGCUGCACCGGCUCAGCAGCCAGUUUGCCCGGAGGGACCACGGCGAGAUGAAAAUCAACCGUAACAUGUUUGAGAACAAGCCAUCCAUCCCUGAGUACAAAGUGGCCUCGGUGCAGAAGUCCCGCUUCAUCCUGCUCCACUACAGCGUCUUCAAGGCCCUCUGGGACUGGCUGAUCCUGCUGGCCACCUUCUAUGUGGCUGUCACCGUCCCCUACAACGUCUGCUUCACGGGCACGGAGGACAGCCCAUCGGCCACCCGCAGCACCAUCGUCAGCGACAUCGCUGUGGAGAUGCUCUUUAUCCUGGCACUGAUGCACGCCGUGGUCUUCGGCAACGUCACGGCCAUCAUCCAGCGCAUGUACUCGCGCCGCUCGCUCUAUCACACCCGCAUGAAGGACCUCAAGGACUUCAUCCGCGUCCACCGCCUCCCCCAGCAGCUCAAGCAGCGGAUGCUGGAGUAUUUCCAGACCACCUGGUCGGUGAACAACGGCAUCGAUGCGAACGAGCUGCUGACCGACUUCCCAGACGAGCGGGCCAGGCACCUAAACAAGGACCUCCGGCAGCUGCCCGUCUUGGAGACGGCCAGCCGGGGCUGCCUGCGCUCCCUCUCGCUGCACAUCAAGACCUCGUUCUGCGCCCCGGGCGAGUACCUGCUGCGCCAGGGCGACGCGCUGCAGGCCAACUACUUCGUCUGCUCCGGCUCCCUGGAAGUCCUGCGGGACAACGUGGUGCUGGCCAUCCUGGGCAAAGGGGACUUGAUCGGAGCCGACCUGCCAAGCAAGGACCAAGUGAUCAAGACCAACGCAGAUGUGAAGGCGCUGACCUACUGCGACCUGCAGUACAUCGGGCUGCGGGGGCUCUGCGAGGUGCUGCAACUCUACCCCGAGUACGCCAGCAAGUUCACGGCCGACAUCCACCAGGACCUCACCUUCAACCUGCGGGAGGGCAGCGAGAUGGAGGUGGGUGCGUGUCCUGCCCCUGCACCAGCCCUGCCUCCCCCAGCGUUGGAACCUGCCUUCAGGUGA
Molecule: messenger RNA, 1631 nt
Organism: Struthio camelus australis
Lineage: Eukaryota; Metazoa; Chordata; Aves; Struthioniformes; Struthionidae
Source: RefSeq, a predicted model, not a curated record